AUGGUGGUCAGCCUGGUGCAAGAUCGCCUGCAGCAGCCGGAUGUGCGGGAACGUGGCUGCCUUUUGGAUGGCUUCCCACGCACGACGGAUCAGGCGCAGGCGCUGCUCAAGCAGGUCAGAGUCGAGGGCGUGUUUUUUCUACAGGUGCCUGAGAAGAGCCUUAUUCAGAGGGCCGCGCAGCGGCGAAUCGAUCCACGGACGGGGGAGAUCUACCACUUGGAGUUUGUCCCGCCGCCUUCGGACGUCCUGCCGCAUCUGGUCCCUCGCGACCGCGACGAUGAGCACUCCUUCCGGCAGCGCAUCGAGGUCUUCAAGGCGCACGUCCGGCGGGUGCUGCCCUUCUUCUCUGGCCGCGUCUGGAAGCUCGACGCCGCGCUCGAGCCCCAGGUCAUCUUCCAGAAGAUCUGUCGCGCCUUGGACCAUCUCGAAGCCCCUGAGCAAGAGACGGCCGAAGUGCCCCAUUCCCAGCAUUCCCAGCAUUCCUGCUCGAUCUGCUUCGAUGAGCCGGCAGACUUCCUUGUGAGCCCCUGUGGGCACCAGUGUGGCUGCCGGGAGUGCCUCGUGGCUGUUCAGCAGCAUUCCGGCUGCUGUCCCAUCUGCCGUGGUCCGGUGCGGGAGAUCCAGCAGGUCUUUCGUUGCGGCAGGGAGGUGUCGUCUGUGUCGGCGUCGGAUGCAGUGAAGAGAAGCUUAGAGCCAGUGGCCCAGGCCAUGCAUCCCGACCUUCUAGAGAAGCUCGAUGGCACUGUGAACGGAGCUGCAGAGGACGACGACUGGUCCGAAGAUGAGCCGGCUGGUGACCAGGACCUGGUGAAAUUGAAGAUCGAGCCGUGCAAAGACCAAACCUGUGCGGGCGAGGCGAAGGUCAUGAUCAGUGCUGAUGUUGCCGACCUCAUGAAGCGGGAGCCGGCAGAUGUCUGCUGCCUGGUCGACGUCUCUGGUUCCAUGGGGAGCAUGGCAACGUACGAAGAUGCAGAUGGCAAUGUCAAGGAUGAUGGUCUGUCGGUGCUUGACAUCGUGAAGCAUGCUGUGAAGACGGUGAUCAAGGCGCUGGGGCCCCAAGAUCGCCUGGCUCUCGUGGCCUUCGACGACAAGCAGCGAACGGCCCUGGCCCUCACGGACAUGUGCGACCGUGGCCAGGAGCUGGCGUUGGAGGCCCUUGAUGGCUUGCGACCGGGGGGCCAAACGAACAUCUGGGGAGGCAUGAAGGCUGCCAUGGAUGCUCUUCGCGAGGGGGCCGCCAGCUCAAAGCGACAUCAGGCCAUCCUCCUCCUGACCGAUGGCCAGCCCAACAUCAAGCCACCACGAGGACACUUGCGGGAGUUGGCCGAUUACAAGGACACGCAUCCAGGCUUCCAUUUCCAGCUGAACACCUUCGGCUUUGGCUACAGUCUGGACAGCGAGCUCCUUCUUGAGCUGGCGGAAGAAGGUCAUGGCACCUACGCCUUCAUCCCGGAUGCGGUCAUCGUUGGGACGACCUUCGUGAACAGCGUGGCCAACGUCCUCAGCACCUUCUCUCAGAGCGUCACCCUCAGCCUCAUGCCGAUGAAUGGAGCGCAGCUCGCUGGGCCUGUCAUGGGCUGCUUCAAGGAGAACGACGAGAGUUGGGGUCGUGCUGUCCACCUGGGGCCCUUGCAAUAUGGCCAAAGCCGCGACGUCGUGGUAGGGCUGCUGCUGCCCCAGCCCGAAGGCCAGCCCGAAGAAGGCCAGGUGUACCUGGAGGCCGUGCUCAGCAUUCCCACCUUGUCAGGUCUUGAAGAGGUCAGUGGCAAGGCCUUGACAUCCUUGACGUUGAAAGCCAACGUUGAGGCUGUGGUGGCCGAAGCCCGGGCCGAUGCCGUCAGCACAGGCCACAUCGCCAUUGCUUCGGCAAUGGGCAACGAGGGCAAAGCCGCGGGCGAGCAAGUGGCAGCGCUCAGCAGCCGGUUGGCGGAGGCCGAGAAGGAGAGCCAAAGGCUUUCCGGUUCAGGUUCUCCCUCAGACUCUCCUGAUGGCCGACUGCUGGCCCUGCGGAGCGAUGUUGAUGGUCGCAUGUCGAAGGCCCUCAAAGGAAAGCAGCGCUUCAACCGUUGGGGCAAGCACUACCUCCGUGCCCUCACACGCUCGCACCAGCUGCAGAUGUGCACCAACUUCAUGGAUCCGGGUCUGCAGGUGUAUGGCGGAGCCAUGUUCCGGUCCUUGAGGGACGUGGGCGAUCGGAUCUUCCUCGAGCUCCCGCCGCCCAAGCGGCAGGAAGCUCCUCGAGCUCGCACCAGCUGCUCGCAGGCUACGCCGGCACCUGCGUCUCCGAACAUGACCACCUACUACGCCGGUGCCGGCGGCGGCUGCUUCGACCCCUCCAGCACGGUGCAGGUCCUGCGUUCUGCCGCGGAAGGCUUGGCAGAGGUGUCUGUGCAGCUGCGCGACCUGCGUGCUGGGGAGGAGGUGCGAGUGGCCGACGGCUUUGCGACCGUGCGCUGCGUGGUCAAAAUCGAUCGGCCUUGCGGCAAGCCCUUGGUGGUCAUGCCGGACGGGUUGAAGCUCACGCCGAGACAUCCGGUGCGGGUGGGCAGCGAGUGGCUACCGGCCUUCCGCCUGCCUGGCUCCACGCUCUUGCCCAGCUUCGCCGGCUGCGUCUACAACGUCCUGCUGGAUCGUUGCCACAUCCUGCUCGUGGGCGGUGUCCAGUGCAUCACCUGGGGCCACGGCUUCGAUGGGCCACUUCACCACAACUUCUUCGGGAAGGAAGUGGUGAACGCGCUUUCGGCUUCACACGGCUGGAAAGAUGGACAUGUUCAUGUCGCAGGUCGUCUACGCGACGCGGCCGGCAAUGUGGUGGGAUUCGACUUCGCGGAGGAUGCGCAGGAAGCGGAGUCCGAGUUCCAGAGUUCUGAGUGGAUGCCCUCUCGUCUUGCCAAGCAGCAAGAGGUCACCUGGGUAGUUUGA
Molecule: messenger RNA, 2922 nt
Organism: Symbiodinium natans
Lineage: Eukaryota; Dinophyceae; Suessiales; Symbiodiniaceae
Source: the annotation of a GenBank genome assembly